Molecule: messenger RNA, 4866 nt
Organism: Patiria miniata (bat star)
Lineage: Eukaryota; Metazoa; Echinodermata; Asteroidea; Valvatida; Asterinidae
Product: mucin-2-like
Exons: 25
Coding region: 1-4866 (1621 amino acids)
Source: RefSeq, a predicted model, not a curated record
AUGUCUCUCGUCAUCCCUAUAGUUUCCGUGCCGGUUGUUGAAGAUGUAUGCCUUGAAGACUCUCAAGGAUCUGUUUCCGUGACAUGGGAUGAAAUCACUUCCGCCGAAGGCCCUCCUGAAAACAUCACUUGUACAGACUCUGUGGGAGGACAGGCAGUGUUUCCAACUGGAGGUUCAUUUGGAGAAGGAAAUCACACAGUGACCUGCGUACUUAUUCUACCGUGUGGAUGCAUAAAAGUCGUAGAGAUCACUUUCUAUGUCUGGGUCAUCCCUAUAGUUUCCGUGCCGGUUGUUGAAGAUGCAUGCCUUGAAGACUCUCAAGGAUCUGUUUCCGUGACAUGGGAUGAAAUCACUUCCGCCGAAGGCCCUCCUGAAAACAUCACUUGUACAGACUCUGUGGGAGGACAGGCAGUGUCUCCAACUGGAGGUUCAUUUGGAGAAGGAAAUCACACAGUGACCUGCGUACUUAUUCUACCGUGUGGAUGCAUAAAAGUCGUAGAGAUCACUUUCUAUGUCUGGGAACUACCCACAGUUAUCGUUCCGGUAGUUGAAGAUCAAUGCAUCGCAGAAUCUCAAGGAUCUGUGUCUGUGACAUGGGAUGAAAUCACCGUUGUAGGCGCUUCACAUUUAAACAUCACUUGUACAGACUCUGUGGGAGGACAGGAAGUGUCUUCGACCGGGGGUUCAUUUGGAGUAGAAUGUCAUACAGUGACCUGCAUCGUUAUUCUACCAUGUGGAUGCGUAAAAGAAGUGACUUUUACCUUUUAUAUCUGGGCGAUACCAAGAUUUGAUGUGCCGAAUGUUGAUGAUCUGUACAUUGCACAUGGCCAAGCAUCAGUUCCUGUGACAUGGGAUAAAGUAAACGCAACCAGCACAGAUGGUCAAGCAAUCACUUGUACGGAUGAUGCAGGGGGAACCAGUGUGACAGUCACAGGAGGAGACUUUCCAGCAGGGUCUCAUAAUGUAACCUGCACUGUGACCAAUGAUGGAAAUUGCACGGCAUUGGCAUAUUUCGCAUUUGAUGUACUAGAUGCACCUACCACUGCAGCACCAACCACCACUUCAAUCACAACCACCUACCAAUGUGAACCAACCACCGCUCCAGAACCAACUGCCACUCCAGAACCAACCACCACUACAGAACCAACCAUCACUCCAGAACUAACCACCACUAAAGAACCAAAUACCACUCAAGAACCAACUACCACUCCAGAACCAACACUUACUCCAGAGCCAACUACCACUCCAAAACCAACCACCACUCCAGAACUAACCACCACUACUGUGACUACCAAGCCAACCACCACAGUGACUACAGAACCAACCCCCACAGUGACUACCCAACCUACCACAACAGUGACUACAGAGCCAACCACCACAGUGACUACAGUACCAACCACCACAGUAACUACACAACCUACCACCACAGUGAAUACUGAACCUACCACCACGGUGUCUACAGGACCAACCACCACAGUGACUACACAACCUACCACCACAGUGACAACCAAGCCAACCACCACAGUGACUACCCAACCUACCACAACAGUGACCACAGAGCCAACCACCACAGUGACUACACCUACCACCACAGUGACUACCGAGCCAACUACCACAGUGACUACACAACCUACCACCACAGUGACUACCGAGCCAACCACCACAGUGACUACAGAACCAACCACCGCGGUGACCACAGGAACAACUACCUGCCAAUGCGAUGGAGAACCGCCAGUUGUCACUGUUCCUACUGUUGAAGAUCAAUGCAUUUAUGAAUCUCAAGCUCCUGUUUCUGUCACAUGGGACAAAGUCACUGCCACAAACAUUGCUGCUGAAAACAUCAGUUGUUCAGACUCUGUUGGAGCAAACGUAGUGUCUCUGACAGGAGGCUUAUUUGGGGUAGAAUGUCACACAGUCACCUGCGUUUUUACUCUCCCGUGUGGAUGCAAAAUAGAAGAAUCAUUCUAUUUCUCCAUUGAAGCAAUACCUGUAUUCACCGUGCCGGCUGUUGAUGAUCAGUACAUUGCACCUGGGCAAGCAUCAAUUCCAGUGCAAUGGGAUGAAGUGAACGCAACCAACUCAGAUGGUCAUGCAAUAACGUGUACAGAUGAUGCAGGGGGAACCAAUGUGACAGUCACAGCUGGAGACUUUCCAGCAGGGUCUCAUAAUGUCAACUGCACUGUGACCAAUGAUGUGACUACAGAACCUACAUCCUCAGUGUCUACAGAACCUACCACCUCUGUGUCUACAGAACCAACCACCUCGGUGUCUACAGAACCAACCACCACAGAGACUACAGAACCAACCACCACAGUGACCAGAGAACCUACCACCACAGUGACUUCAGAAACUACCACCACAGUGACUACCGAGCCUACCACCACAGUGACUACCAAGCCUACCACCACAGUGACUUCCGAACCAACCACCACAGUGGCUACACAACCUACCACCACAGUGACUACAGAGCCAACCACCACAAUGACUACAGAACCAACCACCACAGUGACUACCGGGCCAACCACCACAGUGCCUACACAACCUACCACCACAGUGAUUACAGAGCCAACCACCACAGCUCCACCGCCAACUGUGAACGUGCCGACUGUUGGUCUGCAGUGUCUAGCUGUUGAUGCAACCACACUUUCAGUGACUUGGACUACUGUAACCGCGAUCAAUGCUGAGGGUGGAAACAUCAAUUGUACUGAUUCUGGAGACGGAACUGGAGUGACGACCUCUGAUGGCACCUUUGGAGCAGGAUCACACACAAUCACGUGUAGUGUAACUCUUUCUGAGGGUUGCUAUGGCUCCAAUAGCUUUACCUUUCUCGUAUCAGCGACACCAAUUGUGCAUGUGCCAACAGUGGGUUCGAAGUGUGCAGAUGUUGGUGCAUCUACAGCCUCUGUAACCUGGCCAGCCGUAACUGCCACCAAUGCUGCGGGAGGGAGCAUCUCUUGCAGUGAUUCUGGAGAUGGGGCCGGUGUGACAACCACUGGUGGAACCUUUGGAGUAGGAUCGCAUACAGUCACGUGCAUUGUAACUAAUUCUGGCAACUGCACAGGCUCCAGUAGUUUCACGUUUGUUGUUGCAGCUUCUCCAUCUGUGACUGUGCCCAGCGUGGGUCCGCAAUGUACCGAUGAAGGCUAUGCUACAGUAACUGUGCCUUGGGCCGCUGUGACUGCCACCAAUGCUGCGGGUGCAAACAUCACAUGUACAGAUUCUGGAGGUGGAACUGGAGUGACGACCUCUGGUGGAACCUUUGGAUUAGGAUCGCAUAAAAUCACGUGCAGCGUUACCAAUUCCAAUGGAUGCCCAGGCUCAAAAAGCUUCACAUUUGUUGUAUCAGCUUCACCAUCAAUUUCAGUGCCCGUGGUCCCUGUUAGUUGCACCAGUCCAAAUCAGGUGACAUCUACAGUGUCAUGGAGUCCAGUAACUGGCACCAACACAAACGGUCAAGCCAUUCAGUGUACAUCCAGUGCAUUGCCCGUGUUUCUGGUUGGAGGUAACUUCCCGGUAGGAAGUCACACCAUAACCUGCACAGUGACCAAUAGCGGUGGUUGCAUGGCAUCAAAAGGCUUCGCAGUUGUUGUUGUAGAAUCUCCGUCGCUAGCAGUACCAGACGUUGCCGACCAAUGCACUGAUUUCAGUGUGGCUACUGCCACUUUAAGCUGGCCUGCAGUAUAUGGCACCAACCUGGGUGGACAAGCCAUCUCAUGCAGUGAAGGAGGAAUCGACGUGCCUCUCAGUGGCGGUAUCGCAUUUGCUGUGGGCGCUCACACCGUGAUCUGUCAGGUCACCAAUAAUGGUUGUUCCGUUUCGCAAAGCUUCUCGUUCACUGUCCGACAAUCACCGAUUCUUAACCUGCCAAUUGUCGACAAUCGUUGUGCAGUCUCGUGGUGGGUGUAUGCCCAGGUGUCAUGGCCCCGAGUGACCGCCACGCACAGCGACAACAACCAAAUCGUCUGUAUAGCGUGGGGAAUCUCCAUGCCGCUCACAGGGGGUUGGUGGUACUUGCAGGACUAUACACACGUCCACACCUGCGCUGUCACCAAUAAUGCUGGUUGCACAGCAGUGGGAGCCUUUGAUUUCUAUGUUUUUGCAAAGCCCCGCAUAACGGUGCCAUUGGUUACUAACCAGUGUACACUGCCUGGACACAAUGAUGUCGUAGUUUCGUGGCCUGCAGUGACUGGCAGAUACUUGGAUGACCAAUCCAUCAGUUGUACCGAUCAGAACGGAAAUGGUGUGCCUCUCAGCGGAGGCAUCUCGUUUGGUGUUGGAUCUCACACAGUGACCUGCGGUGUUACGGUUGAAAUCUGCAGCACAUCAGAGAGCUUCUCGUUCAGUGUCUAUGAGGGCAAUUAUGUUCCUUUUGGAACCGCAGUCGGAGAUAGGCGUCUUUCACAAGAACAACAACCACGAUCACUAUCAUCUAACAAAGAUUUGAUCUCACGAACCAUCAGCCCACCAAAUUUCUUUCCCUACUGCAAUGAGCUGCAUGAACAAAUCUAUUUCACAGAUAACGGUGUCAUUGUAUUCUCCAAUGCCCAAAGUCUGUACAAACGAGGUUACCCAGGUACCACCAAAACUUUCUUCAGAGGCCCAACAAAAAUGAUAGCUCCUUUUUGGGCAGACGUCAACAGUAGAAGAUUUUCUCAGACAAAGAAUGUCUUCUUCCAGGUAUAUGUUGGCAGUGGCUCAACCAUGUUAUCUACCUUGAGUAGCAUCGUGUCUGCCCGGUAUGGCAGCUUCACUGCAGCCUGGGCUCUUGUCAUCACAUGGCGCUAUGUAGAAGCCCUCUCACCCGACAAAAGUCGAAGGGAAGGAGGUAGCCAGUCGCUGCACCAGGCUAAGCACGACAAACAGUAG